UCGCACCACCUGGUUAUAUCUCAACCAAACCUCCUCUAGCUAUUUCUCUCUCUCUCUCUCUCUUAGAGCAAACAUGCCUCCAAUCUUGCCGGACUUUUCCAACUCCGUCAAGCUAAAGUAUGUGAAGCUUGGGUACCAAUAUCUCGUGAACCACAUUCUCACACUCACGCUAAUACCGAUCAUGGCUGGGAUCUUCAUAGAGGUUCUCAGGAUGGGCCCUGGCGAAAUAUUGAACCUUUGGAGGUCCCUCCAAGUCGACCUCGUGCAAAUCCUGUGCUCCUCUUUCCUCAUCAUCUUUAUCACCACCGUUUACUUCAUGUCGAAGCCACGGACCAUCUUCCUCGUGGACUACGCCUGCUUCAAGCCCCCGGUCACAUGCCGGGUGCCCUUUGCAACCUUCAUGGAACACUCGAGGCUCAACCUGAAGGACAACCCAAAGAGCGUUGAGUUCCAGAUGAGAAUCCUCGAGCGCUCUGGUCUUGGGGAGGAGACAUGUUUGCCUCCUGCGAUCCAUUACAUCCCACCCAAACCAACCAUGGAAGCGGCGAGAGGCGAGGCCGAGCUCGUUAUUUUCUCGGCCAUGGAUUCUUUGUUCAAGAAGACGGGGCUUAAGCCUAAAGACAUCGAUAUUUUUAUCUUGAAUUGCAGCCUUUUCUCGCCAACCCCUUCGUUAUCGGCCAUGGUGAUCAACAAGUACAAGCUGAGAAGCAACAUAAGGAGCUUUAACCUCUCUGGGAUGGGCUGCAGUGCCGGACUUAUCUCCAUCGACUUGGCGCGUGAUCUUCUUCAAGUUCAUCCCAAUUCAAAUGCUGUGGUUGUGAGCACAGAGAUCAUUACGCCAAACUAUUACCAAGGAAAUGAGAGAGCUAUGCUUCUUCCUAAUUGUCUCUUCCGAAUGGGUGGAGCUGCUAUUCUUCUAUCGAACCGAAGAUCAGAGCGAAGGCGAGCCAAAUACCGGUUAGUACACGUGGUGAGAACCCACAAAGGAGCUGACGACAAAGCCUACCGCUGUGUUUACGAAGAAGAAGACAGAGAGGGCAAAGUAGGGAUUUCUCUGUCAAAAGAUCUCAUGGCCAUAGCAGGGGAGGCCUUGAAAUCAAACAUCACAACCAUUGGGCCUCUUGUUCUUCCUGCUUCAGAGCAACUCCUUUUCCUUCUCACCCUCAUUGGCCGAAAAGUCUUUAGCAAGAAGUGGAAGCCUUAUAUCCCUGACUUCAAGCAAGCUUUCGAGCACUUCUGUAUCCACGCCGGCGGCCGUGCGGUCAUUGACGAACUGCAGAAGAACCUGCAGCUCUCGGCGGAGCACGUGGAGGCUUCGAGGAUGACGCUGCACCGGUUCGGGAACACGUCGUCUUCGUCGCUGUGGUACGAGCUGGGGUAUAUAGAGGCAAAGGGGAGGAUGAAGAAGGGGAAUAGGGUUUGGCAGAUAGCGUUUGGGAGUGGUUUCAAGUGUAACAGUGCAGUGUGGAAGUGCAACCGAAGCAUAAAGGCACCAACCGAUGGGCCGUGGGCUGAUUGCAUUGAUCGAUACCCUGUUCAUAUUCCUGAGAUUGUGAAGCUCUAGGCUAGUCUGCUGGUCUUUGAUAUGCGUUGCUUCAAAAACCAGGCUGCUGGAUAUGCAUUUGCUUCUUAAUUUCAUGUAUCUCGUCACGACGUCACUACUCUGAUCAUUUCUUGCCUUUAAUUUAGAUGGGGUACUCGAAAUUAGUCAUCCAUGUAACCAUAAUACAUAAAAAAAAAUUAAAAAAGAAAAAAAAAAAAAAGUAGUCAUGCAUACAAGAGUUUUUAAUUAGUUCUUGAAAUAAUUAAGCAAGCAUAGGUUGAUGGGAAAUGCAGCAAGUGACAAAAUUGUUACUGGAUUCGCUACAAUAUUUUAUCAAAGUGUAAAAGAUUUCAGCUGUGUCGAAAUUAAAAUAAAGCCCCUUUUGUCGUUUUUGACUGCA
Messenger RNA from Alnus glutinosa, 1943 nucleotides. Its product is annotated as 3-ketoacyl-CoA synthase 6. The record is from RefSeq and is a predicted model, not a curated record. Gene Ontology annotation, molecular function: acyltransferase activity, transferring groups other than amino-acyl groups. Gene Ontology annotation, biological process: fatty acid biosynthetic process. The transcript has 2 exons. Gene Ontology annotation, cellular component: membrane. Bases 74 to 1564 code for a protein of 496 amino acids. Lineage: Eukaryota; Viridiplantae; Streptophyta; Magnoliopsida; Fagales; Betulaceae.